CAGUGUUUGCACAUCGCACUUGGGAGCUUCUUCGAGCAUGAAGCUGUGAGUUCCGCGGUGGCAUCAAUGGAGGACUCACAAAAACUGUCACAGUUUCACGAAACCGGCGUUUACCACUUCGACGAUUCAAACGCCGUCGUGUUCGUGGAUCCCGUCCGCGUUCUCAACCGUUCCUACAACCGCUUCACGGUUUCUCCCUCAACCUACUAUCCCCGUUUCUUCGAAUCCCCAAACCCUAAACCUCUCUCCACCGUCGCCACAUCUUCCUCCCCCACAAAACGACACCGUAACCGGAAACGCAAACGGAGUUCCAAACAACCUCCACCUCUCAACCACAGAGAACGCAUUGCGCUACAGCGUCACCAGGAAGCGAGGCCUUUGUUGUUGAAGGCGCAUGAGUGUUUGCUGAAAUCAAUCAGGCUUUUGGGUGCUAUGAGCACUUUGAGAAGUGAUUCUAGUUGCUUGAAAGAGUGUUUGAGUGGUCAACACUCCAAACACUCUUUCGUUGAACUGGGAGAGCUCAUACCCUCGCUUGAGGUAACACUGAAUUUACGCCUCGGUGAUUCUGAUACUGACCCUCACCAGAAGCUAAAUGACUUGGAAGAUUCCCCAAGUGUGCAGUGCUAUGAACAGAGGGUGCUUCCCGCAUUCAAUAAUUUGGUUGCUAAUGACACCAAGGAUGACGCGGUGGCUGAAAUUUUGAGCAAUAAUUAUAUCAUGCCCCGGGAGAGUUGUUUUUACAUGUCUGAUCUGGGACAGAUUCGCAAUCUAAUUCCUGCUCAUGCUGAUUCUGGUUUCAACCUCAUAGUGGUGGAUCCACCGUGGGAAAAUGCUAGUGCCCACCAGAAAUCAAGGUACCCAACCUUGCCCAACAGAUACUUUUUAUCCCUUCCUAUCAAGCAACUUACUCACACAGAUGGAGCACUUGUAGCCUUGUGGGUGACCAACAGAGAGAAGUUACGCAAUUUCGUUGAAACAGAGCUUUUUACUGCAUGGGGAGUCAGCUAUGCUGCCAACUUUUAUUGGUUAAAGGUGAAAGCAAAUGGAUCAUUGAUCAGUGAUUUAGAUCUCUUCCAUCAUAGGCCGUAUGAAAGCCUUAUCUUGGGAUACAGCCCUGGAAAGGUAGAAAAUUCUGAUAACCAAUCAAAAUUCAAACCAUUGAAGGAUGAUCAUGUGAUUAUGAGCAUUCCUGGAGAUUACUCAAGGAAACCCCCAAUUGAAGAUUUAUUACGAGACUACGUUCCUGGGCUCAAGCAUCCCCGAUGUAUUGAGCUAUUUGCUAGAGAAGUUAUGGCUGAAUGGGUUGCUUGGGGAAAUGAACCACUUCACUUUCAAGAUUCCAGAUAUUUUUGUCAAAAAGAUGGAUAGAUGAUUCCUUAAAAGUGAGAUUGCUCCUUGAUAAUCUACGGUCAUGUCUGAAUUUGUAUCGUCUAUUUUAAAUGUUAACUUUCUUCCCCUUUGUUUCUAAUUUUAACUUCGCAUGAUUAUUGGUUGAUUUCUUCUGGCUGUCAACCAUUUGGGGGUUGCUUUUAUCAACAUCCCCACACCUACUGUUACCACCCUCUCGAAUUUAACUUUUCUAAAUUGCCCCAAAGAGUACACACAACCUUCUCUCAUCUAUUUUAUAUUCUGGAAAUGUAAUUUUGAAAUUUACAUUAUAUGCCUAUCUACAAUGUUGACCUCUUACAUCUAUAUGAAUUUAUAGAGAAUGUAGAUUUGUAGUCUGUUCAGAGUGAACAGUCAUUUCUUUUGCCUAUCACAUUUUGAGGAUUGCUGUCACAUUUUGAGGAUUGCUGUCACAUUUUGUCCUAGUAGUAUUUGCCUAUUUGGUA
This is a messenger RNA of Lotus japonicus, 1832 nucleotides long. Its product is annotated as methyltransferase-like protein 2. Gene Ontology annotation, cellular component: nucleus; RNA N6-methyladenosine methyltransferase complex. The transcript has 9 exons. The record is from RefSeq and is a predicted model, not a curated record. The coding region runs from base 67 to 1368 and encodes 433 amino acids. Lineage: Eukaryota; Viridiplantae; Streptophyta; Magnoliopsida; Fabales; Fabaceae. Gene Ontology annotation, molecular function: methyltransferase activity.